UGACUGACGAGGGUACCAACCCGACAGGUCAGUCACAUUAAUGGCGCCUCUCGUCUUCGCACUCGUCUCUCUUUUUUCUCUGUGCUUCUGCCUAGAACUUUUACCUCUGUUCAAGAACUAGUCAACAGUCAGCAACUCAACUCACGAGCACAAUGGCCAUCGACAUGCCACAGGACACCCAGCCUCAAUGGCUCGCGAACAACGGCGCACCAAGGCCUCGAAAUACAAAGAAGCCAUGGCGCAAAACACCCCUCAUUGAGUCCACGAGACUCUCUGAGAAAGCAGGCUGAAUUUUCCUGAAGCUCGACAACUUGCAACCUUCGGGCUCCUUCAAGUCUCGCGGGCUGGGAAACCUCGUCCUCAAAUCCUACAACAAUGCACCCGAUCCGCUUCGACUGCACUACUUCGCUGCCUCGGGCGGAAAUGCUGGACUCGGCUGCGUGUAUGCAGCCAACUUUGUGGGCCAACCAGCGACCGUCGUCGUUCCUGUCACUACGAAGAAACAUAUGAUCGACAAGCUUUAUGCCGCCGGCGCGAAAGAAGUUCUUCAACAUGGAGCCAACAUCGCUGAGGCUACAGCAUAUGUUAACGAAGUGCUGAUGCCACAAUCGAGAGAGAACGGCGAAGAGCCAUUCUACGUCGAUCCUUUCAACCAUCCCGACAUCUGGCAGGGCCACGAAAGCAUCGUCGACGAGAUGCGUGAUCAAUUCGAAGAGAUUGGCGAAGAUCACCCUCCAGACUGGAUCAUCUGUAGCUGCGGUGGUGGUGGACUCUUCAAUGGAGUCAUGGGUGGCAUCGAACGACAAGGUCACACAUGGGCCAAGACAGGUGUUAUUGCUGUCGAGACAGAAGGAGCGGACUCUCUCAACAAGGCUCUCGAGUGGAACGAGCACAAGGCAAUCGACAAGAUUACCUCUAUUGCUACAUCACUAGGCUGCGUGAAGAUCAGCGAGCGAACCUGGGACAUCGUGCGACCGGCACUGAAGAGCGGCAAGGCCAAGAAUAUUGUCUUGACUGAUGCCGAAGCUGCCAUGGGUAGCUGGAAGCUCGCUGAAGAGGAGCGCAUCAUCGUGGAAGCCGCCUGUGGUGUCAACAUUGCUCUUUGCUAUGGUGGAAGAAUGGAGAAGGUACUCGGUCGUCCACCACGACCAGAGGAGAGCUUCGUCAUCGUCGUCUGCGGCGGAUCCAACGUCUCGACAGACAUGAUCGAAGAGUACAAACGCACAUACCGACACCUGGUCGAGCCCAGCUUGCCCGGCACACCAAUUCGCUCGCCUAGCCCUAUCAAUAUGAACACCAUCGAUCACGGCAAGAAGGAUAGCGUUCAAGGUUCUGACUCGGAGCCCGAAGACGCUGAGUUUGUUGGGCGAUACAAAGUCCCCAAAGGGUAUGCUGGACAUGCUUCGAUGGGAGAUGGCUAUACCGGCUUUCACAUUAAUGAUUAUGCUGUGAAGCCACACAAGCCUUCGAAGCAGAAGCGACCUCAGAAUGUGAUCAUCUGUUGAUUAGCGUACUGCAAGACACUGGCAUGCUGGAUGGUAAUUGGCGUUGAGCAACCAAGUGUAAUUGGCGUUUUGUUCUGCUUCACGAG
Molecule: messenger RNA, 1591 nt
Organism: Cercospora beticola
Lineage: Eukaryota; Fungi; Ascomycota; Dothideomycetes; Mycosphaerellales; Mycosphaerellaceae
Source: RefSeq, a predicted model, not a curated record